AUGCCACCCAUUAAAGGAGCUUCCACAGAUGACACAAAGCAACUUCCAACUGGAAUAGAAACAUCAUUUGACACUUCACUUUCAACACAAGAGGCAUCUUGUUGUGUUGGCUCCAAUGGAGCCAGCACAAUUUUAUGCUGUCUGAUCCAACAUGCAGCAGUCACCAGCAGUGAAUGUUCCACUUGGGGUAACUUCCAUUUUCAAACAUUUGACCACAUGAAAUUUAACUUUCCUGGACUUUGCUACUAUGUUUUUGCCUCCCACUGCAAAGAUGACCACCAGGACUUCAAUAUUCAGAUCAUGAGGAGCAUCAAGAAUGGAACAGUCAUCUACUUCACUGCCACUAUUGAUGGUGUGCGUCUGGAGCUGAAAGAAUCAAGUAUCACUGUAGAUGGGAAUGCAAUUUCUCUACCUUUCAGCCUGAAGAGCGUUGUAAUAGAAGAUAUUUACCCUUACAUCCAAAUCUUCUCUACACUAGGCCUGACUCUCAAGUGGAAUUGGGGUGACACUCUCCUAUUGAAUUUAGAAGAUACGUACAAGGGAAAGACUUGUGGUUUGUGUGGAAACUAUGAUGGCACUGAAAAGAAUGAUCUGAUUAUUCAUGGUUAUAAGCUUUCCCCAUGGCAGUUUGGAAAUCUUCAAAAAGUAGAGGAUCCAACAAUGAAGUGCCCUAAUAUUCUUGGAAACAAGGGAAAGCAAAGAGACAACUCCUACCAGCAAGAUAAAUGCAAAAGUAGAUAUAAAUCUAGGUGCAAAAGGGCUUUGUCUCGUUUUGGGAAUUGUGCUAAAGUGAUUUCUCUUGAGGACUACUUAUCCCUCUGCAUUGAGGACAUGUGUGACUGCUCUCAGAAAUCUUCUCAUUCUGACCUGGUUGCAAGUUGUGUGUGCAGUACUCUCAGCCAAUACUCCCGAGAUUGUGUCCUUCAAGGUGGAAACCCAGGAAAAUGGAGAUCCAAAGAACUUUGCUACCAAAAAUGUCCACACAACCUGGAAUAUAUGGAAUGUGGAAACCCAUGUGUUGAUACUUGUUUCAACCCAGAAAGGAGCAAAAUAUGUAGAGCCCAAUGUACUGAUGGGUGCUUUUGUCCUAAAGGGACAAUUCUCGAUGACAUCCGUGACAAAAAAUGCAUUCCUGCUGCCAACUGUCCAUGCACCUACCAAGGCAAAAUCUAUACCACUGGAGACACCUAUUCUCUUCCCUGCCAGAACUGUACCUGCAUUGAUGGCAAAUGGUCUUGCUUAUCCCUGCCUUGUUCUGGACACUGUAAAAUAGAAGGAGGAUUUCAUAUAACUACCUUUGACAAGAAGCAAUUCAUUUUCCAUGGCAACUGUCACUAUGUCUUAGCUAAGGAUACUGAUGGAUCUUUUGUGAUCAUUGGAGAAAUAGUUCAGUGUGGCCUUUCAAAUACUAUGACAUGCCUGAAAAAUGUCUUAAUUACUGUAGGAGCCAUUAAUAUAAGAAUCUGUUCCUGUGGAGAUGUCUAUGUCAAUAAUGUCAUUGCAACAUUACCUGUAACUAAAGAUGGUGUCAUUCUCUUCAGACCAUCCACAUUCUAUGUCAGCAUUCUGACUUCUUCACGAGUACAAACUCAAGUACAGCUGAAACCCAUUAUGCAGCUCUUCAUAACAGUAGAUGAAACUUACCAAAAUCGAUGUUCUGGUCUUUGUGGGAAUUUCAACAACAUACAAGCUGAUGAUUUUCAAACCAUCACUGGGAUUAUAGAAGACUCUGCAUCUGCAUUUGGAAACUCAUGGAAAAUCAUGGCCAACUGUGCUGAUGUUCAAGAUAGCUCUGAAGAUCCAUGUUGGAAAAGUGUAGGCAAAGAAAAAUUUGGGCAGAAGUGGUGUGCAGUUCUAUUGAACACAAAUGGAGUGUUCGCUGAAUGUCAUUCUGUUAGUGAUCCUACCCCUUAUGCUAAGAACUGUGCUUAUGACACUUGCAAUGCUGGAAACAGUAAAGAAGUGUUGUGCAGUGUCUUCUCAGCCUAUGCCAGAGAUUGUGCUUCAAGAGGAAUACAUCUGAAGGGUUGGAGAAAUGACAUCUGUGAUGUGUCCACGGAGUGCCCUAGAACAAUGGAGUACAGCUACGAAGUGAAGUUCUGUAACAGGUCGUGUCAUUCACUGAGGGAGCCUGACCUACUGUGUAAUGUUCACAUUGUCCCUGUGGAAGGCUGUGGCUGCCCAGACGGGACCUACCUUAUGAAUGAGAAUGAAUGUGUCUCUCCAGAGGACUGUCCGUGUUAUUAUAAAGGCCAGAUGAUCCAGCCUGGAAAUUUGCUCCAAAAGGAUGGACUCAUGUGCAAAUGCAUUCAAGGACAAUUGGAUUGCACUGGAAAGGCAGAAAACAGGAAAGAAUGUCCAUUUCCAAUGUACUACUUUGACUGUGACUCUGCUGGCUCGGGUGCAUCUGGAUCAGAAUGUCAGAAAAGUUGCAAAACGCAAGACAUGCAGUGUUAUGCUACAGAAUGUGUCUCUGGAUGUGUGUGCCCUAAUGGAUUCUUGACCAAUGGAAAUGGUAGCUGUAUUGAAGAGGAUCAAUGCCCUUGCAUCCAUGGAGGAAAUUAUUACAGUUCUGGGACAUACAUUACAGUUAACUGUAAUACAUGCAUGUGCCAGAAGAGACAGUGGAAUUGUACAAACUACCCCUGCCAAGGAAUAUGCACUAUGUAUGGGAAUGGACACUACAGCAAUUUUGAUGGAACAAAAUUUGAUUUUAUGGGAGACUGUGAUUAUAUCCUAGCUCAGGACUUCUGUCCCAAUAAUUUGCAGCCAGGCACUUUUCAAAUUAUAGUGCAAAAUACUGCAUGUGGUAAAUCCCUCUCAGUGUGUUCUCUGAAAAUUACCAUCUUCUUAGAGGGCAGUGAAAUCAGGCUUCUGGAAGAGAAAAUUAAGGAGAUAACCAGUAAACCAGAUACUCAAAAAGGCUAUAAAAUUUAUCUUAUGGGGAUUUAUAUCAUAAUUGAAACUUCCAAUGGAAUGACCUUCAUUUGGGAUCAAAAAACAACUCUGAAUGUGCAAGUGGCUCCUUCUUUUCAGGGCAGAGUUUGUGGCCUUUGUGGCAAUUUUGACAACAGUACCAACAAUGAUUUUACCACGAGAGGGCAGUCUGUGGAAAUGGAUGCACAAACAUUUGGAAAUAGCUGGAAAGUGACUUCCAGCUGUUCAGAUAUGAACAAGAGAGAUCUCUGUGGGAAACAGUCUUCCAAGCUUGCACUGGGGAGAAAGUAUUGUAGUAUCAUCAAAAGUGAAACUUUUGGAGCUUGCCAUAGUAAGAUCGACCCAACACCUUAUUAUGAAACCUGUGUGUCAGAUUUCUGUGGCUGUGACAAUGUGCCAAACUGUGAAUGUUUUUGUACUGCUGUAGCUGCUUAUUCCAAAAGUUGUGGUAGAGCUGGCAUCUGUAUUGAUUGGCGGAGUCCUAGAAAUUGUCCCAUGUUUUGUGAUUACUACAAUCCACCAAACAAAAAAGAGUGGCACUAUAAACCCUGUGGAGAACCUUGUUUAAAGACUUGCAAGAAUCCUGCAGGGAAAUGUGACUAUCUACUCUACAGUUUGGAAGGUUGUUACCCAGAAUGCAGUGCUGAAAAACCAUAUUAUGAUGAGGAAAAAAGAGAAUGUGUUUCAAUGCUUGAGUGCAUCUCAUGUGAUCCAAAAGAAAUACUCUGCUUGAACAAAUCAAAUGGCAGCAGCCAGUUUCUGACAAGGGAUGCUUCAGGCUGGUGUAUUUAUGCCUUUUGUAAUGCAACCUGCCAGACUGAAUUCAACUUUGGAGAAUGUAUCUUAUUCUCUACCACAACGGUUCCAAGCAUGCUGCCCAUAAUCCCCAGCAGACCUUGUAAGGGGAAUAUAGAGAAGUGUAAGAAACAACCUCCUCCUUACUCUGCAGGUAAUAUUGUUCCUACAUUUACUCCUGGGAGCGAGUGCACCGACCUUCACCCUUCUAGAAAGUUUCAAGAAAUAUGGACAUAUGGAAGAUGCCAUGUUGCCACUUGCUUAGGUGGCAAAAACAUUAAAGUAUCUGAUGUGCAAUGUCCACCCCCAAAGUUAAAACUCUGUGUCAAUGGAUUGCCUCUUGUAAAAAGUCGAGAUGCAUCUGGCUGUUGUGGGAAUUCUGAGUGUCAGUGUGCUUGUAGUGGUUGGGGAAAUCAGCACUAUUUAACAUUUGAUGGAUCCUAUUAUAAUUUUCGUGGCAAUUGCACCUAUCUCCUGAUGAAGCCAUUGAGACCUGGCUCUCAAAAUUUCUGGAUUCAACUGGACAAUCAUUAUUGUGCAGCCUCAGAAAGAGCUGUUUGCUCCAUGACGCUCUUCAUCUUUUACAACCACUCUAUCAUCAUUUUGACACGGGGAGUUGAAAAUGGAAAAGAAGACAACUUGGUACUAUAUAACAAUAAAGAAAUCAGUCCAGGUUUUUCCAAUGAUGCCUUUGAAAUUACUAUUUCCAGUCAGUAUGUGGUGGUUAAAAUUCCUGAAAUCGGACUCUACAUUUCUUACACUCAUCUUGCUUUUUAUAUAAACCUGCCUUUUAGCACUUUUUAUAACAACACUGAAGGACAAUGUGGCACAUGUAACAACAAAAAGUCAGAUGAUGCAAUGCAAAGGAAUGGCAAGAUCGCAGAUUCUUUUACAGAGAUGGCAAAUGAUUGGAAAGUAAUGGAUCUUGUGACUAGACAUUGUGAUUCUGGUCAACACCUCCAACCAUCCCAAGCUGAAAUGGCUGCUUGUACAGGUCCUCCUUUAUGUAAACUUAUCUGGAACUUAAUAGAAUGUCACAAUGUUGUGCCCCCACGGCCUUACUAUGAUGCCUGUGUUAUUGAUGGAUGCUCCUCAGCAAAGCAGAACACUGAAUGUGGAAGUCUCCAGGCUUAUGCAGCCAUGUGUGGCUUCCAUGGAAUUUGUGUAGACUGGAGAAGUAAAACCAGCAGGAAGUGUGGUGAGCUGUUUUGCUUCCCAAAUCGCCCAGGAGAGACCUGGGAAAAAGAUUGUCAAGUCUGCACCUGCAGCAAGGAGACACUGGAUAUUUCUUGUACAUCCCAUAUAUGUGCCAGGUUUCCACCAAUCACUUGCACCACAGAAGGAUUUGUCCCUAUAGUGAGGAUACAGUCAGAAGACCCUUGCUGUACAGAGACAGUGUGUGAAUGUGAUAUAAACUCUUGUUCUCCAAUCAAACCGAAAUGCAACCCAGGUUUCCAGAUUGCAACAGUCACUUUUCAAGAUGCAUGCUGUCCCAUUUAUUUCUGUAGACCAAAAAAUGUUUGUGUUUACCAAGGAAUUGAGUAUCAGCCUGGAUUCUUGGUACCUUCUGAUUCUUGUGAAGAAUGUAUCUGCACUGAAACACAGGAUCCUAAGACCAAAACCAACCAAAUUAAAUGCCUACCAAUGAAGUGCUCUACUGAAUGUCAAAAGGGUUUCCAUUAUAUCCAGGAAGAAGGAAAAUGUUGUGGUGAAUGUGUGCAGACAGAAUGUGUGGCAGAACUUUCAUCUGGAACAGUGAGCAUUGGGGUUGGGCAGAGCUACAAGGAUCCACAUGAUAACUGUACGCAGUAUCUAUGCACCAGGCUAUCAGAUCAGUUUAUCCUGAGUAGCACAGUAGAAGCUUGCCAAAUAUUAGAUCAGUCAAACUGUGUUCCAAAGCAAUACAUCUAUUAUGAUCGGUGUAAAUCAAUCACUCCUAUCAUGAUACCUUCUUGUGAAGGAUUCUGUGACACAUAUUCUGUGUAUUCCUUUGUCACUCACAAAAUGAAGCACAGAUGCACAUGUUGCCAAGCUACAAAAUACCAUGAAGUGAGAGUAGUGCUGAUUUGCAGUAAAAAGAAGAGAAUGAAAUACACCUACCUUCAUAUAGAUGAGUGUGGUUGUGUGGAGACUAAAUGCCCGGCAUAAAACAAUGAACCCAAAAUAUUGAUAACAUGUACUGUGAGCAGUUGCUGUAUGUUCCCUUAUAUAUCUUCACUGUAGUAUUUUCAUUCUAUAAUGUCAAUUGUUCAGAGUUUUGCUAUGCUUUAAUACUGUGAUUGCUUCAUUUAUUCUUAUUGUUAUAGUAAAUUGAACAAUUAAUAACA
Molecule: messenger RNA, 6059 nt
Organism: Anolis sagrei ordinatus
Lineage: Eukaryota; Metazoa; Chordata; Lepidosauria; Squamata; Anolidae
Source: RefSeq, a predicted model, not a curated record